Messenger RNA from Engraulis encrasicolus (European anchovy), 1974 nucleotides. RefSeq names its product metabolism of cobalamin associated Db (gene mmadhcb). Bases 144 to 1049 code for a protein of 301 amino acids. Gene Ontology annotation, cellular component: mitochondrion. Lineage: Eukaryota; Metazoa; Chordata; Actinopteri; Clupeiformes; Engraulidae. Gene Ontology annotation, biological process: cobalamin metabolic process. The record is from RefSeq and is a predicted model, not a curated record. The transcript has 8 exons.
UCAUGCUGCAAGUUGCAGCUUCAGUCGAGGAAGAAAUUCAGGUGAAUUAAGGUUACACGAGUAAAGCCCUGGCGAAAUUAACCGAAGUGUUUGACGCCUGAAAGCGAGAUACGACUGGUAGGAGAACGAAGAGGCCCUCCAAGAUGGCUAGUGUGAUUUGUAGAGGGGCGAGGACGGUGACCUACUCCCCAGGUAUCCAUGUUCUGGUGCGACGCGUGGUGGGGGCCAGGGCCUUCUCUGGAGCUGCUGGGUCCUCCGGGUCUGAUGAGCCCCACUACCGGGUCGUAACACCACCCGAACUAGGCCCCAGAACGGUGUGGCCAGACGAGAGCAUGGGUCCUUUUGGGCCCCAGGACCAACGCUUCCAGCUGCCUGGCAACGUGGGUUUCGACAACCACCUGAAAGGCACCGCGGAGCAGCAGCGGCACACGCAGACACUCCUCAAGGGCAUCCCCGACGUCCUCACCGCCCCCUCCAGCACCGACCGCCACCAGCUCAUACUCGCACAGAUGCUCACUGAGUAUGCGACACUAGAGUCCAGUACAGAGCCAGUGGGCAAAGUGGAACAGUACUUUGAGCACUCCAAUGUAGAGUGCGCCAUACAGUCUUGCCCAGAGCUGCUGAAGAAAGAUUUCCAGUCCAUGUUUCCUGAGGCCCCCUCGAAUGGCAUGAUGGUGGUGACGGUGACUCAGCGGACAGAGAACGACAUGACCAGCUGGAGCCAAGAGGUGAACCUGGAGCGGGAACAGCUGCUGGACAAGUUCAUCGCGGGGGCCAAGGAGAUUUGUUACGCACUGCAGAAGGAAGGCUUCUGGGCAGACUUCAUAGACCCUUCAUCGGGGCUUGCUUUCUUUGGUACUUACACCAACAACACGCUGUUUGAGACGGAUGAGCGGUAUCGGCACCUUGGGUUCCAGAUCGAAGACCUGGGCUGCUGCAAGGUCAUCAAGCACGCCCUGUGGGGUACUCAGGCCUUUGUGGGGACGGUUUUUACCAACGCACCGGCCAACAGCGCCGUUAUGAGGAAGCUGCAGGGCAGCCAGGAGUGAAGACCAAUGACUGCACCUCUAUGUACAAUUCAGUUCAACGGAUUUGAAAAAUAUUUAAUGGUUGAUUCAUGCAAUAGAAGAUCUGAUGUUCUGGUUAAAGUUGUCCAUCAGAAAUGCCCAUUUGAUAUCAGGGACAUGAUGUGGAGAUGGCAUUUCAGAAGGGCAAUUCUAGUCUGAAAAUCUGGCAUUCAGUUGCGAAAUCGACAGUUGAAUUUUUUUUAAAUCCAUUUAACGUUCUAGAAUGGAACCUUGAUGUCCAUUCUAAUAUGCAGUCAUUGGUGAAGACAUUAAGCCACUACUUUCCCAACACUCAACUCAAUACAACACAGAGUGACGUGGGCCUUCAGAGACUUAAUUGCCUUUAUGCAAUACUGAACAUGCCUUCAAAUCUGAUGGAAAUCAGGUGCUUUGAAUCUGAUGAUGUGUAUGAUAUAUUGAAAGCAUUGUACAAGAAUACAAUAUAUUUAUUUUUUAAUAGUAGGUAAUAUAUGAGAUGUAUGAUGCGUGAUUUAAGUCUGUGUCGGAUGGGGGCGAAGGUGAACUCAUGAUAUUCCAGUGUUGUCCGACCUGAUUCACUCGUGAUCUGCUUUUUUGUGUGUCUUUCUUUACAUUGACCUCACUUGCCCUAGCUCUGGCUCUGCUGGGACUGGUCCACAAAAGCUUUAGGCUUUAAAAAGUAAAACUUUCAGUCACAUUGGCUUUUGCCUUUUUUUAGUUUCCUUUGAGAUCUCAGGCGUGAGUGCUUUCACGUGUGCCUGUGAAAAGCUCUUGUAAGUUCAGUGAGUUCCGUAGUUGAAAUAUCACUGAUGUUGGACACUUAAUGCUGUUGAGGGGUAGUGUUAGUUGACUUUUUUUGUUAAAAUGUUAUGGCAGCUUCUGCUCGUGACCCAGGUGUUAUGUAAUAAACAACACUAUUUUGACUGUU